This is a messenger RNA of Bipolaris sorokiniana ND90Pr, 309 nucleotides long. RefSeq lists its product as uncharacterized. NCBI's taxonomy places the organism in Eukaryota, Fungi, Ascomycota, Dothideomycetes, Pleosporales, Pleosporaceae. The transcript has a single exon. Bases 1 to 309 code for a protein of 102 amino acids. The record is from RefSeq and is a predicted model, not a curated record.
AUGCUCCCUUAUACAACCGCCGCACCCCUUAUCAAACGCGAAGAGGGAUACAUCCUUCCAAAGCCCAUCAUCAUCCUACUUAUCAUCAUCGGAGCUGGACUGUUUGUGUGUGUGGGAUUUGCGGUACACAGCGCCUUUGGGUUCCGGACAAAUGGAAACGGCAUGAGAAACAUGGGGGCGGAGCAGAUGGAAUAUAUGACGGAGGUGCGUGGACGAAACUUGGCGGGCAUGAUGGCCCAAGGACAGCGGAGUCGGAUGGAGGGAGCUGGGCCUGGGGGGUUGAGGAGGGACGAGAGUGUGUACGAUUAG